UCUGACGUGUUCAACUAACACAGGAGUUCAGUGAAACAGAAGCCCUCCUCUGAAACGCAAACCGCGGCUAACGUUCAAACAUGCUACUCCCAGAUAUUCACCUAAAUAAGUGACCCGAAUAGUUUCAGAGUUGGUUCGACUGAGAGCCGCCAUGGGGACUGCGUUCGCCGUGCUCCUUGUUUUUGUCGGAUGUUGUAGCAAUGUGGUUUUCCUGGAGCUGCUAGUGAGAGAGUUCCCAGGAUGCGGCAACAUAGUCACCUUUGCUCAGUUUGUCUUUAUAGCCUUAGAAGGUUUUAUAUUUGAAGCAAAGUGUGGAAGAAAGAAACCAGCGAUUCCUGUCAGUAAUUAUGUCAUCAUGGUGACCAUGUUCUUCACUGUCAGUGUGAUCAACAACUACGCUCUGAACUUUAACAUCGCCAUGCCAUUACACAUGAUCUUCAGAUCAGGAUCACUUAUAGCCAACAUGAUCCUGGGAAUAAUCAUCCUAAAAAAGAGGUAUUCAGCCAGCAAAUAUCUCUCUAUUGUUUUAGUUUCCACUGGUAUCUUCAUCUGCACCAUCAUGUCAGCCAAGCAAGUGCAUGAUGUGUCCAGUGAUGGAUCAGAGGAGGAGGGCUUUUAUGCCUUUAUGCACUGGCUUAUUGGCAUCGCCAUGUUGACCUUUGCUCUGCUGAUGUCUGCGAGGAUGGGCAUUUUCCAGGAGACGCUCUACAAGCAGUACGGAAAGCACUCCAAGGAGGCGCUCUUCUAUAACCACUGCCUGCCUCUGCCCGGCUUCCUGCUUCUCUCCACAAACAUCUACAACCACUGCAUCCUCUUCAGUCAAAGCACUCCCGUGGUCGUUCCUGUGGUCGGAGUGACCAUGCCGAUAAUGUGGCUCUACCUGCUGAUCAAUGUCAUCACUCAAUACGUGUGCAUCCGCGGCGUCUUCAUCCUGACUACUGAGUGCACGUCGCUGACCGUCACCCUGGUGGUGACCCUCAGAAAGUUCCUCAGCCUCAUCUUCUCCAUCCUUUACUUCCAAAACCCCUUCACCGCCUGGCACUGGGUGGGCACCGCUGUGGUUUUCGUCGGCACCCUGCUGUACACCGAGGUCUGGAGCAGCGUGCGGGCAGCUCUGCGUGGGGACAAGGAGAAGAAGGCGGAGUGACCCUGAUCCUCCUGGUCAAAUAGUUUUUAAGCUCUCCUUUGGUAGAUUUUAUACAGUUCUGGACAUUUUGCUUGCAUACUUGAUGACAUCCUUUACAAACACAAUCAAGUUGAAAUGAGGUGCUGAUGAUAUUCUGCUAUUUCUGGGAACAAACAUCAUGAAAAGACCUAAAAAUGGUGGAAAAGAAUGAUUUGCAAUCCUCUCAGUUAGUUAAGGGUCAUGACAUUAAGAGUCGACUGUUUUUUUUGUUAUAAUAUUUAAGUUUAGCAACUUGGGCCGCUUUAUUAGUUAAACUGAGCUCAGGCUUAUUGGACCAUUUUUCUGGAGAUCUUUCAUUCUUGGUUCCCAACAUUGGUGCCAGAAAUAUUCCUCUGAGAUUUUAUUGCUCUGUUGGAUUUCGAUCUGGAGAAUAAAUGGUCUAUUAGAGAACACUGAACCUAAAUUGUAAGAUGAUCUGAGCUUUAUCCAGCUAGAAGUAGCCAUCAUUUCUACUCUGUCGUCAUGUUAGGAUAAUACGGAAGAGGAUUAGGGCCACUGAAAAAAAAAGUUAACUGAUUUUUAAAUUUUAUUUUAGUUUAACAUGGGGAAAAAAG
Messenger RNA from Cyprinodon variegatus (sheepshead minnow), 1740 nucleotides. RefSeq names its product solute carrier family 35 (UDP-xylose/UDP-N-acetylglucosamine transporter), member B4 (gene slc35b4). Gene Ontology annotation, molecular function: UDP-xylose transmembrane transporter activity; UDP-N-acetylglucosamine transmembrane transporter activity. The coding region runs from base 152 to 1147 and encodes 331 amino acids. The transcript has 10 exons. Gene Ontology annotation, biological process: transmembrane transport. The record is from RefSeq and is a predicted model, not a curated record. Gene Ontology annotation, cellular component: endoplasmic reticulum membrane; Golgi membrane. Lineage: Eukaryota; Metazoa; Chordata; Actinopteri; Cyprinodontiformes; Cyprinodontidae.